AUGACAUCCGAUGACGACGGCUUAUUGCGUUUUAACGUAUUCAACAAGCCAGUGGUUCUUGCCACGGAAACUGACUCGGGUUCUGUGGCGGGUAAACUGUGGAGUGUCUCUCUUGUACUCUUGGACUACUUUCAGAAAUUGGGCCCGGAAACCUUUGCGGAUAAGAAGAUUCUAGAAUUAGGUGCUGGCGUGGGACUGCUCAGCAUAGCUUUGAGCCGGGCUGGAGCUAGCGUGACCUGCACAGACCUUCCAUCUGCAUUGCCCAUGUUGGAUGAGAAUUGCGAGAAAAACAAGAAUGCUGAUUCGGGGGCAUGUCGAGUGACGGCACUGGGAUGGGGUGUCGAAGGGUUCGAAGAGUCAGGCAUCGCGCAAGAGAUGCAAACAAACGGCGACUACGACUACAUCAUAUGCGCAGAUCUGUGCUAUGAUGAGAGUCUGCACGAUAUACUAGUCGAGACGCUGCAGCGCAUUACGGGGCCGAAGACUGUGGUGUACCUGAUCUAUAUCGAUCGCAUGAAUUUUGAUAUCAUGCUUAACGUCAAGUUAUGUGAGGCCGAAGAUCCCGAGGGCACCGACAAGGAAUUCAGGAUAGACAUGGUCAAGGAUACAGACUACGACUGCCUCGGUGUCGAGGGAAUCCACUUCUACAAAGUGAUGUACAAUUGAAUGUUAGAUCGCUAUACUUAAAGAGCUGGUCCACCGCAUACCGAUAUGCACCAAUGGAUUGAUACCAAGAGGCCACGGGCACCUAUCGCACUGUCUGUUCCGUGGGCGGGUGGGUGCAAUUCUGCACUGUCAAGUAUGCCGAUUCUCUGGGAUGGCUUUGAUUCGGAACAUGUUACAACUACGUCAUCGCGUUUCUCCAGGCAAAGUUUGUAACGGGGAUGAGAUCAAUUUUUGUGAGAAAAAAACCCUGGGAUUUUCCUGAAAACCUUUGUGGCUCUGUAUGCGAAAUACCUCGUCCCUGUGGGGGGAAAAACGGAAGAUGAAUCCAUUGCGUAUAGAUGGUAGGCUAACAAGUGGUUACCCUGGGUAUGAAGAGGGUGUGGCUUUUGAAGCUUUUAUAAGUGGAGUGUAGAUGUGACAUGCACUCACAGCGAAGUGAUGCGCUUCUGAUUACACUUGCUUACUCGGAUUUCCAAUUCACAGUCGGUGGUCUAUGAACUGGCUUGCGAUGGCGAGUGAUUAUUAGUAGAAAUAUAUAAAUAUAAUUUAGAAGUAAAC
Sphaeroforma arctica JP610 is the source of this 1224-nucleotide messenger RNA. RefSeq lists its product as hypothetical. The coding region runs from base 1 to 666 and encodes 221 amino acids. Gene Ontology annotation, biological process: peptidyl-lysine methylation. Gene Ontology annotation, cellular component: cytoplasm. NCBI's taxonomy places the organism in Eukaryota, Ichthyosporea, Ichthyophonida. The transcript is spliced from 4 exons. Gene Ontology annotation, molecular function: protein-lysine N-methyltransferase activity. The record is from RefSeq and is a predicted model, not a curated record.